Molecule: messenger RNA, 990 nt
Organism: Telopea speciosissima
Lineage: Eukaryota; Viridiplantae; Streptophyta; Magnoliopsida; Proteales; Proteaceae
Product: ankyrin repeat protein SKIP35-like
Exons: 3
Coding region: 1-930 (309 amino acids)
Source: RefSeq, a predicted model, not a curated record
AUGAUGCCAGAGAGCUUGUAUUCUUUUCUGGACACCAACAAUGUUGCACAGACACCCAUGGGACGACUGAUUCGAUUCAUUUGGAUCGAUAAGCAGAAAAAAGAGUUCCAGAUCGGAUUGAAAAUAGCUCAAAGGAACAGCUUGGACGUCGAUGUUGACCUCGCUCUAGGUUUUGCUUCCCACUACUGCAAGAUUGGAACAAUGGAGUGUCUUGUGGAAGAGGGAAAUGCAAUUGCAUUUUUGGGCCCUUUAAUGAGAGCUGCAGAGAGGGGUUGCAUGCAGGUUGUUCAAUGGUUUGUCCAAAGGGGCUGCCGGGACAUGGAGCUGUGCCUUGCCCUCACUGCUGCCACCUCUAGCAGUCAAGUAGGGAUAGCUGCCUACCUUCUCCCGCAUGUCCCCCAGCAUGUCCUUGCUGCUCUCAGCAUCGAGAUCCUGAAAGCUGCCGGAGAGAGAAGUGGUGGGUCACUAGAUGGCAUCGCAUUCCUCUUCCACUCUGAUUUUCUUGGGGACCCUGUUGCCACCUAUGCAGUUGCGGACAGCAUUGCAAGGUCAGACGAUGAAGCUGUGGCUCCAGACUUGAAGGCCUAUCUGCAGGAGCACUGGUCAGAGGCAGCAUUCUUGGAUGGGUUGAGGCGUGAGCAGGAUCAUUACGUGAACAUAAUGAGAAUAUUGAGGUGGGGUGGGUCUCCGAUUUGCCUGAGGGAUCUCCCAGGCCCCCUCAGAGUGGCAAUCACAUACUUGCCUUUGUACAGGGAGUGUCUAGCAGUUCAUGGCCGCCUGUUAUCGCAGCGGCUAAGGGGACAACUUGUGGAAGCAGCAAGAAGGCUUGACGGUAGGCCGGUCAAUGAGAAAAGCCAGGGGAAAGAACUCUUGGCUGUUUUGGAGCAUCAUCUUCCGCUGUUUUUGCUGUGUGGCUCAAAUGUUGCUUAGUGCAUGAUUUAGUUUCCAAUUUUCUUUUCUCUCCAUUAUAUAGCUUCACCAUCAUAAAAA